AUCCAAUUGCACAAAGCGCCACAAGAGAUGUAAACAACGCUGCUUAAUUUUGAGCCCGGGGCAUAUUUUACUAAAUAAAUUACAAACAAAAAUCACACACACACCGACAUACAGCUCCAUACAAUGUAAUUGUAGCGCACAAAUAACCGGUAUGUCAUUCGUUUGUUAUGAUUAGCAAACUCUAGUGUAUUGAAAAUUGUAUUCAUGGCUAAUUUAUCUUAGCCGAUCGAGAAGACUAAACUCGAUCAGAAAAAAACACGCCUGCCAUACAAACAAAGUUGGCACAAGAUGCUGCUAAGCUUAAUACACGCACGGACGCCAAUCGUUCGGAAGGCGCGCAGUGCUGAGCGCUAUUUUUCCAACAUUAGCCGUCUCAAAGUGCUGUUCUUCGGUACGGACCACUUCUCACUGCCAAGUCUAAAAAUUAUUCACAAAAAUCUAAUAGAUAAUGGACGUGUAAAACGGCUCGAGGUGGUUACGUCCUUUAAAGCGGCAAAGAAUCCCGUCAAAUGGUACAGCCAAACAGAAGGUAUACCGCUGCAUGAUUGGGCAUCGUUCUCCCGCACCGCUCCCGGUUCGUUCGAUCUCGGCGUGGUGGUUUCGUUUGGCCACCUCAUCCCGGAGUCGCUGAUAAAUUGCUUCCAACGAGGAAUGCUAAAUGUACACGCUAGUCUCCUGCCAAAGUUGCGGGGUGCAGCACCGAUAGUGCACGCGAUCGCAAACGGCGAUCAACGCACCGGUGUCACCAUCAUGCGCAUCAAACCGAGACAGUUCGAUGUGGGUGAAAUACUGCUGCAGUCCACCGUCGAUAUCGGGCGUGACACGCUGAUGCCGGAACUGCACGAUCGGCUAGCAAACGUUGGCGCUGAGUGUUUGAUUUCGUGCAUGGAAGAUUUGGAGACGUACUAUCGAAGGCAAACGGUUCAAAACGAUGCUGAAGCGACGUACGCUCCCAAAAUUGAUCAAAAGUUUGCUGAAAUCUCGUGGAGAAACUCGACAGCAGUACGGAUAUACGAUUUGUAUCGUUCCUUGUAUGGCUUACGGCCGCUCCUGACUACCUUCGGUGGAGAUGUGGUAAAGAUAUAUAAACUAUCGUUCAACACAGAGCUGCAGGUACAAGGCCAGCUGCCGACCUGUCUGCCAGGCCACGUGGAAUACUCGAAACGCAAAAAACAGCUGCUGGUUCGAUGUGGUGAUGGACGGCUACUCCAGAUACUGCAGCUAUCGAUCGGCGGCAAGAAAAUGUUAACCGGACAAGACUUUUACAAUGGCUUCCUGAGCAAAGUACAGCCAUCGGAAAGGUAUUUCAAGUGAACCGAGAGACGCUUAUAGUAAUACAUUUAUAAUAGAAUGUUCCGACAAUCGA
Anopheles stephensi (Asian malaria mosquito) is the source of this 1366-nucleotide messenger RNA. Its product is annotated as methionyl-tRNA formyltransferase, mitochondrial. The transcript is spliced from 5 exons. NCBI's taxonomy places the organism in Eukaryota, Metazoa, Arthropoda, Insecta, Diptera, Culicidae. Gene Ontology annotation, cellular component: mitochondrion. Gene Ontology annotation, molecular function: methionyl-tRNA formyltransferase activity. The coding region runs from base 289 to 1314 and encodes 341 amino acids. The record is from RefSeq and is a predicted model, not a curated record. Gene Ontology annotation, biological process: biosynthetic process; conversion of methionyl-tRNA to N-formyl-methionyl-tRNA.